Molecule: messenger RNA, 930 nt
Organism: Aspergillus pseudonomiae
Lineage: Eukaryota; Fungi; Ascomycota; Eurotiomycetes; Eurotiales; Aspergillaceae
Product: Metallo-peptidase family M12-domain-containing protein
Exons: 2
Coding region: 1-930 (309 amino acids)
Molecular function (GO): metallopeptidase activity
Source: RefSeq, a predicted model, not a curated record
AUGAGACUAAACUACGCGGCUGCAUCGAGUACAUGCAAAACUAGUGAAUCUGAGAUACACAUUGAAGAAGCUGAAAUCUAUACACCCCUUCAGCGGGUGGAUCAUCUAUCUCGAUUUAGUCUUGGUCUCCGUCUUUCAAAUGAACAUCGGUGGCUUAAAUUCACUUUGGAGCCAAACGAUAAUAUUAUCGCAGAUAACACUCAGUUAAGCUAUGUGGAUAAUGGCAACUGCAUCGGAGUUUGCAGAAACAUGGAGCGAUCUGCCGUAAUGGCAUUUAAAGGGUCAGUUUGGGUCCAAGGGACUGGCAAAUGCUGGGAUAAGGUUGGCUGGGCCAGAAUCUGUAUAAGAAAAGACGGCCCUGACCCGUUAUUUGAGGGUACUUAUAGCAAACAAAAAUCUAUCUACGACAUUCAAAUACGGCCCGCCGAGAUGAACAACACACACCAAUGGGAUUUGAGAAGGACAAUUAGCAACACUACUGGAUGCCCAAAUUCGAGGAUGGUGGCUUCAGUAGGAAUUGCGACAGAUUGCUCCUACACAGCCUCGUUCGAUUCCACGGAUGCCGUGAUACAUAACGUCAUCAGAAUGAUAAACAGUGCCUCGGAAGUUUUCGAAAGCUCGUUCAACAUAACCCUUAGUCUAGGGGCUUUAGUAGUCGGCGAGAGAUGCCAGGACCUGACACCGGAUCCAAGGACUUGGAACAUUCCAUGCAGUAAUGGAAGCCUUUCCCAUAGACUGGAUUUAUUCUCCCGUUGGCGCGCCUCACGGAGAGAUAACCACGCCUUCUGGACCUUGAUGACAGGUUGUUCUGGGGCAGGGAUAGGGCUAGCUUGGAUGGCACAGCUAUGCAAUACGAAUUUUGACCAACACUGUGGCACGGGAGCUAAUGUCGUGGCCCGUACAGGCGUGGAAUGGCCAGUUUUCGCGUAA